Drosophila ficusphila is the source of this 746-nucleotide messenger RNA. It is a transcript of the gene robl22E, whose product is annotated as dynein light chain roadblock-type 2. The coding region runs from base 73 to 366 and encodes 97 amino acids. Gene Ontology annotation, cellular component: cytoplasmic dynein complex; centrosome; cytoplasm. The record is from RefSeq and is a predicted model, not a curated record. Gene Ontology annotation, biological process: microtubule-based movement. NCBI's taxonomy places the organism in Eukaryota, Metazoa, Arthropoda, Insecta, Diptera, Drosophilidae. The transcript has a single exon. Gene Ontology annotation, molecular function: dynein intermediate chain binding.
UCAAAAACAAUUCCCCUACACAAGAACACUGCUACACUGAAAAAUCUCUGAAGUAGAAAUAGUUACCCAAAAAUGUCCGCUGAAGUGGAGGAGCUGCUGAAGCGAUUCCAGUCCUUCAAGAACGUGGUGGGGAUCAUGGUGGUAGACAACGACGGGAUCCCCAUCAAGACGACCUUGGAGUACAACCUGACCCUCCACUACGCGGCCCUGAUGCAAUCGCUGAGGGAGAAGGCGCGCCAGGCGGUCCUCGAUCUGGACGCCACGAACGAGUUCACCUUCCUGCGGCUGCGGACGCUCAAGCACGAGGUGAUGCUGUGUCCGCAGGAGGAGUACUUCAUCAUGGUGCUCCAGAACCCCUCCGACUAGGAUUCGAUUCGAGGAGCGCGCAUCCUGCGUCCUGCGUCCUGUGGAUUUGGUUAAUCCGAAGCCGGAAAGCCCAUUUCAUUUGCCUGCAUUUGGCAGGCAAAGUGUUCGGCAAACGAAAUGUUAUUAACAUAUUCGCCAUAGUCUCGGUUUCGCCAUCCAGCAAUCCAUCAUUAAUAGCAUUCAGCUGCAAAUUAUUUGCAUUGGGAAUCGCAAUUGAAUUGGAAUGCCAUUUGCGUGCAGAGCAGUCUUAUUCAAUAUGCGUCCUUCGGCCCCGAAUGCAUAUAUGCAUCCUUUCCCUCCUCCGGAACCCCGGAACCCGGCCAUCCUGUCCGGGCAAACUCAUUUACAAUAAAUGAAGACUGACUGAGGCAACCACGAAA